GAGGAUACAGUCACCUUAGGGCGCACCACGGCAACUUGCUUUUUUCCACAAUACCCAGAGUGUCAAGUCACCCCACAAGUGCCAGUCGGACCUGUAUGGCCCCAUCUAUCGUCAUGUCAGCUUUGACCGCUGGUUUGAAAACUGAAGACCUUCCUCCCCGCUCGGUUCUUGUCAGCAGAGGCGAGAUGCAGACCAGUCUGAGCUCUGCAGAGGAGACUGGGAAGCCCAAAGUGGCUAUUCUGCCCUUCAGCGUCGAGGCACUGAUGGCGGAUAGGAAGCCAAGCCGAGAGGUGCCAUCCCCGGAUGCCUCCUCAGUUGCUGGGACAUCUCAAGCGCUGGGACGGGGCGUGAGGAUGGGCUCUCUCUCCAGUCUGGAUACUGCAGUUCCUGCUUUGCCCAUGGGUUCGUCGUUUUCUGUGGGCGAAAUGAUGAACAUGCCAGAAGACGUGUUGAUCAAACCCGAGAGCCCGGACAGUAAAGACAGGACUUCUUGGAUACAGAAUCCUCGUUUCUCUCCCACGCCUCCACGAAGGUUGAGUCCUCCUGCCUGCCCCCUGAGAAAGCACAAAACGAACAGGAAGCCCCGGACCCCCUUCACCACGUCGCAGCUCCUGGCCCUGGAGAGGAAGUUUCGCCAGAAGCAGUACCUCUCCAUCGCUGAGCGCGCAGAGUUUUCCAGCUCUCUCAAUCUGACGGAGACUCAAGUUAAAAUCUGGUUUCAGAACAGAAGAGCCAAAGCUAAACGACUGCAGGAGGCAGAGUUGGAAAAACUGAAAAUGGCAGCUAAGCCAAUGCUGCCUCCGGCUUUCGGGAUUUCCUUUCCUCUCGGUGCGCACGUCCCCGCGUCCUACGCAGGGUCGCACCCGUUCCAGAGGCACUCACUGCCGGUUUCCCCCGUGGGACUGUACGCCGCUCACGUCGGAUACAGUAUGUACCACCUUGCUUGACAAGGACGGAAGAGGAUGGGCACUGAAGAGGGGUGAAAGGGGAUAGACUUCUUUCAGGGGGUCCCAAGCAAGAGGGGGCACUGCAGACAGGUGAGGGGGAACUGAGCUAAACUAGAGGCAUCCUGGUCGGGAGCCCAGUGUCACAUCUUGUCAGGGGACCAAGACUUCCUAAUAGAGCCCCUCUGGAGGACCCUGAAGUUUAUCCACUUCUCUUGACCAUGCCAGUAAGUUCACACACUGCAAAAAUAUCCCACCUUAACAAGUCAUUUAAUCUUCUAUGAAGACUUAAAAUGUUCUCGAUUCUCAAAGCCUAUUUAAGAAAAAUAAGACUUUAAGAUUGACACUGAGACUAAAUGACUUUGAGCUGGACAUUUUUGCAGUGCAGAAGUGGAAAACAACUCUGUUUAAGCCUAUGAUACGUAAUGACUGGACAGUCAAGUAUGGACAACCUAGAAGGCUUUAUGCCACACAGUGUGUCAAAGAGAGCCCACUCCUUUACCACGAUAAAUGGCUGGCCAGGUAAAAGGGCUAUUAUAUAAACUUAUACCAAUAAGAGACUAUUGCGCACAGCUUGACGUUUUGCACCAACAUAAGAACCCCAGGUAGGUUGGGCUGUCAUCACUUAUGUGGGUUGUUGUCACACUGCAAACACCAUACUUUUUCAUUUUGCAUUCAUAUCAAUGCGUAACUUAGUGGGUUACUGAAUCCAGUGUCAAUAAAUGCUCUUUGCUAAAUUGGAGAACCACAGCAUUUUUUUUUUUUUUUUUUUUUUUAUAACAGCACUGUCUGUUGUUGGAAUGAUUCCCUUCGGAAGGGAUUUGUGUACUGUAAAAUAAUGUAUAUUUGAAGAAUAUCCUCAUUUAUAUUAUGAAUAUAUUUGUGACAUAAAUUAACAAUAAAUUGUUUAUUCUUUUUCA
Myripristis murdjan (pinecone soldierfish) is the source of this 1864-nucleotide messenger RNA. RefSeq names its product muscle segment homeobox 1a (gene msx1a). The record is from RefSeq and is a predicted model, not a curated record. Bases 96 to 947 code for a protein of 283 amino acids. Gene Ontology annotation, cellular component: nucleus. Lineage: Eukaryota; Metazoa; Chordata; Actinopteri; Holocentriformes; Holocentridae. The transcript has 2 exons. Gene Ontology annotation, biological process: embryonic morphogenesis; regulation of transcription by RNA polymerase II. Gene Ontology annotation, molecular function: DNA-binding transcription factor activity, RNA polymerase II-specific; RNA polymerase II transcription regulatory region sequence-specific DNA binding.